This is a messenger RNA of Schistosoma spindalis, 3082 nucleotides long. Lineage: Eukaryota; Metazoa; Platyhelminthes; Trematoda; Strigeidida; Schistosomatidae. The record is from the annotation of a GenBank genome assembly.
UGUUAGUGUGAUAUGAUGUGUCAACUUGAAUCAAUGCACAUAUGUGCUUGGCUUUACAUUCCUUAUGACCGACCGACAUCUUUCUACAAUUGUUCUUUUUCCGUUCUUAGUAUGCAGUUUACUAAUGUUUAGUAAUGACAAUUAGUCAACACUGAUACUGUUGUUAAUAAGUUAAUCCUCUGUAAUUGAAUUAAAUCCGACUCUACUUAUUUCUUGAGUAUGUGAGAGACUAUCUUAUAGAAAUACAAUCAUAAACUGAUUAUGGAUUUUAUUUCAUAGUUACAUAUGUUAUUUUGACCAUUACAUCCCUCAUCGAAGCGUUGGUUCAAUGCUUGGAAGAUAUGUCUACCCUUUUAAGUUGACACACCACAAUUUCAAUAUAGUGAGAUGGUAGAUUGGUAGAAGUUAUAACACUAUUAGUGUUUGUGCGAAAGAUUAGGUAUAGACGAUAUGAUUCAUGAAAAAGGAAUGAGUUUGUGAAAUAUAAAGUGUAAAAUAGUUUUGAGACCCAAUAUGUAAAAAAAGAAAAUUAUGAAUAUAUCUGUGUCAUUAUGAUUAAAUCUAAGCCUUGGUCACUCAAAGACCUCCAAACACCACUUUAAAAUAAUCAGCUUCAACAAAAAAUCUUUUUAACAGUUCAAUGAAUUAUAUUUAACCUUUUUAAUGAUGAUACUUGUUCUUCAAUGGUUUGUUUGCUUAUUUUUUCUCUUAUAUUUUACAGGGUGUUUGGUGGUAUAAUACGAUGAAAUUUAGUAAUAACAAUGUACUGUUGGAUACAAUAAGAUAUUUUUGUGGUGCAUUCAUGCGUUCACCUUAUAUGGCAAUGCCACGUAUUAUUAAAGUAUUAUCCACUGCAUAUGAAUUCAAUCCAAAUUAUAAUAAAGAAAUAAUUUGUCGACCAAGUGAUAAUACUGAACUGCCUCCGUUAAUUAUGCAGAUACCAUUCUUCACAAUUUUCAAAAAAGCCAUCGUUGGAUCACCAUAUUCAGUGAAAGCUAGAGCAUUGAUUUAUGCACAUUUGGAACGUUUAGAGCUUCCAGCUAACACUUUACAUGUUGAUAGACAAUAUAUUAUUAAACAUUCGCCUCGUUUAAUUGACGAAAUGAUCAACAGUCUGCUAUACGUUCUAGCUGUGGCAAUGGACGAAGCUAAUUCAAGACAUAAAACACCGCAACACUUAGCUACCAUAGAAAAUUGUAUGCAUUUAAUUCCGAUGCUUGUUCAAGCGCUUACGGACAAUGCUUCACCGUUACUUCAACUUCCACAUAUUACUCAAACUCAACUUAGACAUAUGGCGACUAAACAACGUAAUAUUAAAUCUGUUCGACAGUUGAUCAAUUUACCAGAUGAUAAACGUAGAGCCCUUCUACGAAGUCUUUCUGAUGAACAAUAUCGUGAUAUUCUAAUAGUUAGUUCUUCUAUGCCCUAUCUAGAAUUGUCCUAUCGAUGUGAAGUAUUAGAUGAAGAUGAUGAUGAUUCAAGUAUUUGGCCAUUUAGUAUGGUUACAGUUACUGUCCUAUUAAAACGUAAACCAUUAUUAGAUCCGAAUGCAGUGAAUAAUGCUGCAAACGUUAAUGGACAUACUACUAAUACUAAUACAAUUACUACUAAUUCUGGUACUACUAAUUCUCCUACUACAUUAUCGGAUUCAAGUUAUUUCGAUCGUGGUCAAACAAUGCAACUUGAUUGGAAUGCCUAUAAUAAUAAUGAUUCAUUGAAUUCUAAACUUUAUCCUAUCGCUGAUAUACAUGGUACAGAGACGUUAAAAUCGUUGAAUUAUGAUGAUUUUCUUGGCAGUGGUGGUGGUGGUGAUGAAGAUAAGUUUGAUAAUUUUGGCAGUUCAACAAAGUCAUCAAAGAAAACCACUCCACCUGUUUGGGAUAAAAGUAAAAGAAAAAAAGGUGUACGCAAAAAUAAAUCACGUAAACAACAACAACAGCAAAAAAACUCUUCAUUGGGAUCGGAAAAAGUCAACCAAUUGGAAAUCAAUCCUGCAGAUGAAAUUGAUUCAGAACAAGAAGAUAGUGAUUCUGUUGUUGGCAUUGAUAAGAUCCCAGAUCACAUUGGUUUUACCAAUUCAUCGGUUUCAUCAGAAUUCUCUUUAAAAGAAAAAGAUGAAUCUGUCCAACCAAAUCAUAUUGAUGAUGGACAAGUCCAAAGAAAAACCACAACGGAUACUUUCGUUGAAUCAUCUUUACCAUCUUCAUUAAAUACAAAUAAAUCUUCAAGUAGAAAACCUAUGAAACCACACAAUAAAUUAUCUAGUAUGAUGGAUUCAAAAACACAUUGUACACAUGUUGUACAUUGUCCUUAUUUUCCUGUGGAGAAAUUUGAAGGUUGGUGGAUAUAUCUAGCUGAUAGAAAAACUCGACAACUUAUCACUAAACCUAUUUACAUUGCCACAUUACAAACUGAAGAAGAGCUACAACUUAGAUUUGUGGCACCUCCUAUUCCUGGUCAGUAUUUGUACGUACUAUCUGUUCGUUCAGAUAGUUACAUGGAUUGUGAUUUCACUGAAUGUAUUCGUUUCACUGUUCGUCCACUUCCUGAAAGAAUUGUACAAAUCCUUAAGGAACAAGAAGAAGCUGCAUCAGAUGACGAUGAUGAUAGUAGUGAUACAUCAAGUACUGAUACUGAAGAUGAUGAUGAGGUAGAGGCAGAAGAAAAGCAAGAAACAGGAAAUGAUGUCGUAAUAGAUAAUGAGGAAGAUCCUGAUAUUGAAGUAUUGUCACAGGAGGAAUGUACUCAAGCAAGUAUGGUUAUUGUUGAACAAUCAAAGAAAUGUGAUAAUGACCUUUCUUCAAACAAAAGCAAUAUUGAUGAUAAAGAAGAACAUGAUUGUGAUGGUGAAGAUGAUAAUGGCGACGAACAAAAUGUUUGUGGUCAUACUAAACAACUAUCCAGUAAACGUGAUAAUCAAUGUUUAUCAGUUUAUUUGGAUAAAUCUUAAAGUAUUCACAUUUUUCAAUUCACUCCCACACACUUUUUAGUGUUAUUUUUAUCUAUCGACUUGCUGCAUUCAUACAUUUUCUUUUGACUAUAUUUAUGUAUGUUACAAUAAAUUAUAUAUAAUGAACCCAUG